GUGCCGCCGUCAACCAGGUGUAGGUGAGUGAUACAGCCAGGAAAGGGUUCAAUGUCUUCUCUGAGACUAGAUGUCCAUGCUGACGACUUGUCCAGCAAUCGGUCGAAUGUGCGAGAAAUGCGAUGGCAAAUGCCCCGUGUGCGAUUCGUACGUUCGUCCAAUGACACUGGUCCAUAUAUGCGAUGAGUGCUCUUUCGGAACCGCCGCUGGGAAAUGUAUCAUCUGUUCAUCACCUGCUAUAUCCGACGCCUACUACUGUACGGAAUGUACACGGCUCGAGAAGGACAGGGAUGGAUGUGUGAGAAUUAUCAAUAUGGGAGCGAGUCGAGUCGAUGCGUUUUACGAACGGAAAAAGCUGGGCAUACAGCAAGGAGGGCAGUUCAAGAGAGGAUAGCGAUCACCUUGGUCCUGCGCUUAUUGAGCUCGCGGGAUGGAUUGCGGCGUAUCUGGCAUGUAUUCUCGUUUCUGAAACUCUCGACAAACGUCCGCGCAAAAAUGCAUUGCAUUAUGAUCAUGUAAAGACAUGUCAUCCAAACCAACGCCGUAGGCCAAGCAACGGCCAAGACCUCG
This is a messenger RNA of Kockovaella imperatae, 570 nucleotides long. RefSeq names its product PHF5-like protein. The record is from RefSeq and is a predicted model, not a curated record. The coding region runs from base 71 to 394 and encodes 107 amino acids. Gene Ontology annotation, biological process: mRNA splicing, via spliceosome. NCBI's taxonomy places the organism in Eukaryota, Fungi, Basidiomycota, Tremellomycetes, Tremellales, Cuniculitremaceae. Gene Ontology annotation, cellular component: precatalytic spliceosome; catalytic step 2 spliceosome; U2 snRNP. The transcript is spliced from 6 exons.